UUCGUCUGGGUUCCAGGUGUGACUUGACUUGUAUCCGGUAGGUCAAGGAAGGGGGAUUUGGAGAUUCUUGAAAGAAUGUUUUGGCUUCUUCCUAUUACGCUUCAACACAGAAGAAGAUUGUUAAAAGGUGCUGGAAGGAGGAUAUAUUUUUCCAAUUGUUUCAAUUGCCCAACCUCGGAAUGGCCAAGGUUUAAUGAUUUCAUGUAAUUCUUCCGCUUACAGGUUUUUAAUCGGUCUGUAUCUUUGGCAAGCCUCACAUCCUCGGGCGUAUUUCUUGCAAUCUUUUUCCAUGUUUGGCCAAUAAAAUAAAACCCAUAUCCGUGUAUCAGCCAUCUCAUUCUUCUGCCCGCUUGAUGUGCUCCAGCGAUUCUUUCAUGGACCUCAGCCAUUACCAAUAAAGCCCCCCUUUACCUUCUCUUUCUAUUCUAUAAAAAGGCGAACAUCUAAUCUAGGCCCGGUCGCCUUUCUAUGAAAGCGAGCAGCCCAGCCCCCUUGUGGAAAUUUGGAUAUUAAGGAAGCCGUAUUUCGCAAUAGCAGCUACGAGAAGCUGGGCUUAGGGUGCGCCUCCAGCGGUCGUUUCAGUGACUCAAUUGGCUGGCUUCCCUCAGCUCAGACUGGUGUCGCCACCUCUCCCAGGACCGGAAUGAUUAUCCCUGCCCGAUGGGUCUACAUUCAUCCCUGAAUGUCGUCGGGUACUCUUCACUUCCCCGCCAUUCUUGUAACCGUCACCUGUAAUCCGUGCAGGUGUGUCCGCACCCCCUGGAGUGGACGAGAAAGAAAGGAUUUUUUCUCGGAGCAACCCCCCUGGUUCCAGACCCAGGAGUUCACUUUCCCGUAUGAGCAUUCGAAGGGUCGUCUGAGGGUUCGCCGCGGUUCAUUGCUGUGCUUACACACUAGGCUACCCUUCUCCGAAAGCUCCGCGGGACCACCUAUCACUAGUCUUCGGCCGGAGGGGUUUAUUGCAAAAAGGCCGGGACGCAGGCUCCCGCAGAGGAAAGCCCAACGAAUGUCAGAUGCAAAGCCCCGCACCUCAUUAAGAUCAUAUUGGCAUACUCUCCCAAAAAAAAAAGAGCAGACCCCAUUGAAGACGGGAGUGAGGUACAACAAGGCCAUUUCCGUCCCUUCUCACGGAGCCGUACGUGGACGUUACCGCUCAUACAGCUCCCAGCCAGCAAGAGUUAGCUUUCCUCUAGAAGUCAUGGAAGUGUGGAUAAAUCGACAUCAAACUCUAGUCGACAGAAGGUUUUUCUUUUUUUCCCGCUCGCUGUAG
Panicum virgatum (switchgrass) is the source of this 1270-nucleotide messenger RNA. RefSeq lists its product as uncharacterized. The record is from RefSeq and is a predicted model, not a curated record. Lineage: Eukaryota; Viridiplantae; Streptophyta; Magnoliopsida; Poales; Poaceae.